CUCAUCAGUCGAGCGGCAACGCGCCUGCGCAUCGCGCGCCAAGGUCAGCCGGCGAACUGUCAAAUAUCUACUCGCAUUUAGGUUAGAAACUCGAUUGUGUUGUUUAGUGUUACUGAACAAUUUAAAAGCCGUGUAAAAUAUGCGAUUAUAAGAAAUAUGCUAGUGAAGUUUAUAAUUUAACCUUAUACGCGAUCGGUGACCAAAUAAUGACCUAACACCUUGUUAAAAUCGAGGGGACAAGUGGACAAGGAAGAUUGGACUUUUCCUGUGUAGUGAUACGGUUUAAAACACUAUGGCGAAAUUUCGCAAAAGGAUAGUUCUAUUUACCUUAUUUGUGAUUAACUUAGUUGACCAGCCGGCACCUGAAGUGACCAUCGAACAAGGCAUUUUGAGCGGUAAAACCAGCACGGAUGGGUCGUUUUUUGAGUACGUCGGUAUUCCUUAUGCGACGACUAAUAGUAGCUCAAGGUUCAAGGCUCCCCUACCACCACCCUCUUGGGAAGGAGUGUACCAAGCCAUCGAUGAGAUAUAUCAAUGUCCUCAGCCCUCACCGAUUGGCAUCAUUGGAUCUGAAGAUUGUUUGAAAAUCAACGUAUAUGUACCAACACUGUCUGACAGCCCCCUCCCAGUCAUGGUUUACAUUCAUGGAGGAGCAUUUCUAAUUGGAAGUGGUGGAAAAUUUAUCUAUGCACCUGAUUAUCUAGUCAAACGUGAUAUUAUACUAGUUACGUUUAAUUAUAGACUCGGAGCUUUAGGAUUUAUAUGCUUGGGUAUCAAAGAAGCACCAGGCAAUGCAGGCCUGAAAGACCAAAUAGCGGCCUUAAGGUGGGUUAAGAAAAAUAUAGCAGCGUUCGGUGGGGACCCAGAUAAUAUUACUCUAUUUGGUCAGAGUGCAGGAGCGACCUCUUCGUCAAUGUUACUUGCAAGUGAAGCAACAAAAGGCUUAUUCCAUAAAGUUAUUAUACAAAGUGGCUCAUCUGUAUCCAGCUGGGCCAUCAACAGGCAGCCACUAUGGGUAGCUAGUCUAAUAGCGAAAGAACUCGGUUACAAUACCAAAGAUCCUUAUGAACUUUAUGAGAUAUUCUCUAAAACACCUUACGAAAAGUUACUCAAAGCUAAACCUAAGAAGCCCCUUGGUAUGUACUUUGAUACUCAAAUGUUGAACUACCCUUGCGUCGAGAAUGUUAUUUUAGGAGAAGAAGCUGUUAUAACAGAUUAUCCAUACAACAUUUUAAGUACGAAAUCUAAAGAUAUACCCGUCAUUUAUGGAACAAACAGUAGGGAAGGAUUGUUUUUGUUACCCGAUGAUUCUGAAAAAUCGUUAGCAGAAAGAGAUGCAAGGUAUAUUUUUGCGUCGGAUUUAGAAUUCUCGUCGGAAGACAUAGCAGCCAAUCUAUCAAAACAGUUAAAGGAAUACUACUUUGGUCAAGACAAAAUCAAUUUAGAAAACCUAUACACCAUAAGUAAACUUAAUACAGAGCUGUAUUUUGAAGCACCUGCCAUAUUAGAGUCACAAGCUAUUAUUAAGAUUACAAAAGCGAAUGUAUUUAAUUAUUAUUUUAACUACUCUGGUGGAAGAAACUUUCUGAAAUUCCUGAGUGGGUUUAAAAAUGAGGAGGGGGCAAGUCAUAGUGAUGAAAUACUUUAUUUAUUUAAAGGAAAAAUAUGGCCUUUUCCAAUAAGUGAGAAGGAUCAAAAAAUUAUUGACUGGAUGACAACUAUGUGGACCAACUUUGCCAAAUAUGGACACCCUACACCUUCAAAUGAAUUACCUGUUGUAUGGAAACCUAGUCAGAAAGAAGACGUUAAUAUGCUUUAUAUCGAUGAAGAAUUAAAAAUGGGUCCCAUCCCCAACCCUGAAGCAAAUAAAAUAUGGAAAGAUGUUUAUGAAAAGUACAGAAAAAAGAAUAAACCAAAUGAUUUUUGAACAAUAUUUUCAAUCAUUAUUCUACAAAUAAUAUAUUUUACAAAUGAAAUCGCUAAGUAAAGUGGCUGUAGUGACCAAAUUGAUUUUAAAUAAUUUUUAAGUUCAAAAUCAUUAUUUACUCUAUGUUUGUAAAAAUAACUGGUACAUAUUGAACGCUGCCGUGACCGUUUUAGGUAGCUAGUUUGAAAUUCACGCAACUUGGAACCUUGACGGUACAGAUUUUGGGCUGAAAAUUGUUCCAUUGCUCAGGAAAAGUGGCAAAAGAAUAGUCUUAUUAACUUUAUUUUUACUAGGAUAUCAGGCACCUAAAAUAAUAAUAAUCAGUAUUGCAAGUGAAA
Messenger RNA from Trichoplusia ni (cabbage looper), 2265 nucleotides. RefSeq names its product esterase FE4-like. The transcript is spliced from 3 exons. Bases 293 to 1927 code for a protein of 544 amino acids. Lineage: Eukaryota; Metazoa; Arthropoda; Insecta; Lepidoptera; Noctuidae. The record is from RefSeq and is a predicted model, not a curated record.